CAACACUAGGAAUCCGAAUCAGUUAAAUAUCGGUCUGAGUACGGUCCUAGUUGUUUACUUUGAUUAUCAUAUUUUAUUACAUUCAACACAAUGCAAGGCUUUCGAGAUGUCGUGACUUUUCCGCUUGUGGGCUCCGUGCAGAAUGCUCCGGCUCUGAUUGUUCUAGCAGGAAUUUGCGAUUCUGAAGAUUACGCCGAAUGUGAAUGGAUAUUGAGCAAAUUUCAACAAUCCUAUCCUGCUUGUGUUGCUAAAAAGGUUCCUUUGAUGACGGACGAAUGGGCGGGUUUCCUCCAAGUAUUGCGCGGUUAUUGCGGAUGGCAUCAUGAUCUGUCCAACAACAUUAUCGUUUACCGUGAAGCUUCACAAAACCCGUACCAAUAUAUUGGAGGUGUCGAUUCCUUCCGAUUAUACCUGAAACAGUUGUUUCACCUGAACUGUGACACAAUCCCUUUAGAAUACAUUGACGGGUAUGCGUCCGACAAUCAGUCGGAAGUCUUGCGAUUACGUGGUCAUUUUAAGGAAAAAGCUGACCCUGAAAAUUUAUGGAGAGUAGCGAUAAUUGCCACAAAUCAUUUGGAAACCAUUCCAUUGCGUCUGAUCCAGCAGUUUGGAGAGGAAAGUAUUCUUGGUGGAGAUAAGCUGAUCCGUUUAACAAUCCAUAAUACUUGUGCGAAAUUUCGUGAACGACAUGGGUUUCACUGGACGGAUGUCGGCAUUAAUGAUUAUCUCGAAAAUAACAGCCAUCGCCUUGAACAGCUUUACGAGACCUUGUACGAGGCAGAUUUACAACAAGCCGUGGCGAAUCAAGAUUUAAUAAUCAUACUGUGGUCCAUGCGACAAGAAGUUUACACAGCACUGGAAGGGCGUACGUAUGCCCUGCGCAGUGGGAUGAGUCAAAAGCUUUUGUUUCUCAUUGUUCAGGAGAUAUACAACGAUUUUGCGAACAUAAGUGACGCUUUCCAGAAUUGUGGCGAAUUAAAAGACACCAAGAUUUUGUUAGCCAGCAGCAGAUUCAAAACACCGUUGUGCGCGGUGGGAACGUAUUUGUGCCAGAAACUAAACGGCAAGCUUCCGGCAUCGAACAUUAUGGUCAAUGCCUUAGCGGUGGAUCGGAGUUAUCGCAGCGUUAUAGCACAGCAGCUUGGAGUUCGAACAGCUGACGUUGCUGGUACAGCCGCCUGGGGUAAUCUGGGUGGAACAAUGCUCUUUGAUCCAACAAAUGUAGAAGUGUUUGGGCACCGCGGAGUUAUCGAGGCACCCAAAACUAUAGAAUUUUCGCGACCGUUGUUACAGGUUUUUUGUGAUGCGCAAAAAUUGCAGACUGGUAUCUCUGUGGAUGGGCCGAUGCGAUUGAACUAUCGAGAAAUACUGGAAAGCACUCGAUGUUCGUCGCUGUUGACUUCUUUUACCUGCGUGAAUAUUUUGAGCCAUUGGUAUGGAAAUCGCAGCAAAGAAGUACAGAAAACACAUCCAGAAACCUUUGUAAUCAGGUCGUCAGUCGAAUGGCUUUCUUUGGGUGUCUUGACCUCCGGUGAUAUUAUCACCAAACUACCUGUACCAUUCGGCUACGUGGUCGUUAUGCCAGUUUAUUUCAACUCUGAUGGAACACAUGUGGUGUCGAUCGACAAUGCUCGUCACGAAAUAGAAGUUAUUUUGCAGAAAACUAUCCUAGAAUUGAAAGAAUUCUUGGACGUGAUUAGGUCCAACUUUGAUACCGCAGUACUGGACCCGAUGCCGAUAAAAAACGAUUCUUCGGAUAGAUGCGCGAUAUCAGAAGUGAAAUCUGUACUUUCCGGAUCCGUACACAUGGAGAGCCAAGAUCAAACUGAUGCUAUGGCAGAGGACAAGACAGCUGCGGAAGCACAAAAUAAAAUAACUGUGAGCAAUGCAGACAGACCAGAGACGGUCGAAGUAGACAAUCAUGACGACCAGGCAACGGAAAUGCUCUAAAUUCCACUUAUAAUGCUACAGUAUACAAAGAGCGAAGUUAAGCUUCUCAAGAUUACCUGGGAUGUGCCUUCUAACUCGUCAAACAAUAUUAGUUACAUGACCUCCGUCCAAACGCGAUUUCAUAUAGGUUUUUAUUUUGAUCUGGUAUUUUUCGAGGUGAAUAAUGACUUUCUUUUUUUCUUUUCCAUGCAAUAACUGACAGCGGAGAAGUAUGCUGUGCUUCUGCAUGCAGAGGGUGAUAACUCCAAUAGUUACUUACUACAUACUUAUGGAAG
Molecule: messenger RNA, 2225 nt
Organism: Paramacrobiotus metropolitanus
Lineage: Eukaryota; Metazoa; Tardigrada; Eutardigrada; Parachela; Macrobiotidae
Exons: 4
Coding region: 91-1950 (619 amino acids)
Molecular function (GO): oxidoreductase activity, acting on the CH-OH group of donors, NAD or NADP as acceptor
Source: RefSeq, a predicted model, not a curated record